Messenger RNA from Tribolium madens (black flour beetle), 2035 nucleotides. Its product is annotated as alpha-1,2-mannosyltransferase ALG9. The transcript is spliced from 6 exons. Gene Ontology annotation, molecular function: alpha-1,2-mannosyltransferase activity. Gene Ontology annotation, biological process: protein N-linked glycosylation. The record is from RefSeq and is a predicted model, not a curated record. Gene Ontology annotation, cellular component: endoplasmic reticulum membrane. Bases 84 to 1880 code for a protein of 598 amino acids. Lineage: Eukaryota; Metazoa; Arthropoda; Insecta; Coleoptera; Tenebrionidae.
CCCCCACGUCAUCUGUCAAAAUUGCCAAAUGGGGCGAUAGCACACGUAGCAAUAACUCUGAAAUUUUCAAUAAAAACCCUCUAAUGGUGCGAAGCCAGCCGUCUUUCCGACUGCGCCAGAAUGCCUCCCAGCAGCCACGUAAGAACAGCCACAAAACAGCACAUCAAAAAGCCCCGAAAACGCCACCGAGUAAACCAGAAAACAGCGGGGGUUUGGUGUACCCAGGGGGCGACACCGCGUUCAAAGCACUGCUGUCGGCGAGGUUUUGUGCUGCGAUUUGGUCGCACAUCUCCGAUUGCGAUGAAACGUACAACUACUGGGAGCCCAUGCACUAUUUGGUUUUCGGGAAAGGGCUCCAGACGUGGGAGUACAGCCCCCAGUAUGCGCUACGGUCGUAUACUUACUUGAUGUGCCAUGCAGCCCCCGCGUAUAUUUACCACAAGUUGCUGCAACCCAACCCGUUAUUGAUGUUUUAUUUUAUCAGAUGUUUGUUGGGGCUGAUUUGUGCCCUUGCAGAAGUUUACUUUUACAAGGCUGUUUGUCGCGAAUUUGGGGUCCACAUAGGGCGCGUUUGCCUGUUUUUCCAAAUAUUCGCAGCGGGGAUGUUUAUAUCAAGCACUGCGUUUUUACCUAGCAGUUUUGCUAUGUACACAUUCGCGGCUGCUUGUGCCGCAUGGUGGCAACAGAGGUACCCCCUUGCGAUUUUCUUCACGGCUUUGGGCUCACUCCUUGGAUGGCCAUUUGCGGCUCUUCUAGGAGUCCCCAUCGCCUAUGAUAUGCUAAUUCGCAGAAAAAUGUACUUGGAUUUUUUUGCUUGGGGGGUUAUUUCCGGAUCGGUGGUGCUUUUACCCAUGAUUUUAAUCGAUUCAUUCCAAUACGGCCGUGUUACGAUAGCCCCCUUGAAUAUCGUUCUAUACAACGUGUUUGGGGGUGCUGGUCCCAACUUAUACGGGACUGAACCAUUUUCGUUUUAUUUCAUAAAUGGGUUUAUCAAUUUUAAUUUUAUAUGGAUUUUAGCCCUCUUGAGUCCUGUGGCUAUAAUUUUGGGUCAUUUCUUCCUACCAAUGAAAAACAAAAGUACACUUUAUUUGCCCUAUUGGCUGUCUAUAAGUCCUCUAUUUUUGUGGUUGGGUGUUUUUAUGUUGCAACCUCAUAAAGAAGAACGGUUUUUGUUUCCUGUUUAUCCAAUGAUCUGUCUUUGUGGGGCUAUCACAGUCGACAUUGCCCAAAAGUUGUUUUUCAGAAUAUGGAAUUUAAUAAAGACAGUACCACAUGGUACCCACUAUUUAGACAUUACGAUGUUUAUUAUGGUGGCAACAAUUGCAGUCACAGGGAUUUUUAAUGUUUCACGAAUUUUUGCACUGUAUAAAAAUUACCACGCCCCUCUUGACCUACUAAUUGAAUUGAACCGAUUUCCGGCUGAAUCCAGCGUUCCAGAACGAGCAAUAAUUAACGUUUGUUUGGGGAAAGACUGGCACAGAUAUCCUUCAUCGUUUUUCCUCCCCAACAAAAACUGGAACGUCCGUUUUGUCCAAUCGGAAUUUAAAGGCUUGUUACCGGCACCUUAUUCCGCCGGUAGCAAUGCGACUUACAUCGUUCACGAUCAUUUCAACGACCAAAAUCAAGAAGAACCGAGUUUAUAUUUCAAUUUGAGCAAAUGCCAUUUUUUGCUGGAUUUGGAUUUAGAUAAGGAAACAGAACUGGAACCGAAUUAUGCGAAAAUGAAGGAUCGGUGGAAAAUCUUGAAAAGUUACAGAUUUUUGAAUGCGGAAAAGUCGCAUCGAUUCUUCAGAGCUUUUUAUGUACCCUUUAUUUCAGAAAAAUAUGUACAGUUUGGCAAUUUCAGCCUCCUGCAAUCGACGAAAUUAAGGAUAAAAUAGUUGUAGCAAUAAUUGUUAAUCACGAAUCGUGUAAUUAUGGAGACGUAUUUUUCCAUACUGUUACUGUACUGCUGGUUGAGUAAAUGAGUGAACUGUCUUUUUGUGAUAUAGUUGUGAUUUUGUAGCUUGUGUGUGGUAAUAAAUUAAGAACAAUA